GUCUUGUUAUCGGUACGUUAUCAUUAUUGCCGUACAACAAUGAUAAUGUAUUGAUUGUGAGGAGUGGUACACUGGUAUGUAUUUAUGUGUAAGCAUAAAUACGAUAUUUGUAGACCGUUUUUUUUUUUUUUUUGACUAUUGUAAGAUACCAAUUAUUAAAUAGUUUAUUAUAGGUAAAAUUAUAAUUUAUGAGCAAAAAUAGAAUAAUUCGAUUGUAUACAGUAUAGGAAGACUGAAAAUGAAGAUGUCGGAAUCUGUGAAGAAGUUAUUAAAGCGUAAUAAACCGGGAACAAAAUCAGACGUAAGACCAUGUACCUAUUACUUGAUUAAUCUGUACUUAGGGAUUUUUCUGAACGUUAAUUUCAGUGUUUUCGUAAAUGGCCGGACGAGUCGUUCGAAGAAAUGGAUAGUACGUUGGCUGUUCAAGAAUUCAUACAACAGCAGAUACGCAAAGAUCCGAGCAAUAUCGAUAUUAUAUUGACUCCGCCAGACUCACAGGAAGAAGGUGUAUGGAAAUACGAACAUCUCAGGUACUUAUGGUAUUAUUUAACAGUUUUUAUUUUUCUCUUUUUCAUGUUUAUAGUCUCAAGAUUAGUCUGUUGCGACUUCCUGUUUAGAUUCUUGUAUUAUUACUUGUUCUUCUCCUUCAUAAUUUGAUCCAUACAUUUUUCUUUGGUCUUUUUCUACCCUUAAUAUCUGUAUCUCAAAACCAGAUGAACGUAAAUCACAUUGUUUUCUAACAAAAACUAAAAAAAGAGACAUGUUUUCUGCUAUGUAUCAGGACUUAGGCUCGUAUAACCCUAGUAAAAUUAUGGAAGUAUUUUUGAACAAACUUCCGUUAUUAUGGCUCGAUGGAAUACAUAUACUACAUGCAAGAAAUGUAAUAAUCUAAAUAAUAAUUUGUGGACUUUCUUUAGUCUCGUUCCAAGGUACAGAUAUAUGUUUCAAUUAUUGUUUGGUAAGCUUUUAUGUUCUAUUAUUGGGUGCAGUGUUAUUCCCUAUCAUUUUAUUUCUUCUGGAUUGAUUAUGUUUCCAUACCUGUUUACCAUUUUUUUAGCUUUAUUAUGUUGAAAAUCGCUUAAUUUGUAGCUAUUUCAAUCCAUGACAAUCAAAUGUUAUCAACAUUUAUUUGGAGUCUUAAAGCCCUUUAGUUUACUUUUUCCAACUAAAUUUAUUGUUCAGGUGUUUUUUAAAUAAAAAUAUUGUAACACUAUAUAGUUGUGUUUGUGUAUUUUUAGACAAUUUUGCAUGGAAUUAAAUGGAUUAGCGGUCGAAUUGCAAAAUGAAUGUUUACCCGAUACCUGUAGUCAAAUGACGUCGACAGAACAGUGGAUAUUUUUAUGUGCUGCACAUAAAACUCCUAAAGAAUGUCCAGCGAUCGAUUACACCCGCCAUACUUUAGAUGGCGCCGCUUGUUUAUUAAACAGCAACAAAUAUUUCCCUAGCAGGUAUAACUACCGUUCUUUAUCUGUUAUAUUUCCGAGUAUGAAAUGGUUAUUAUAAAUAUAACCUUUUAAUUUUAACCAAAUAGUUUACAUACAGAUAAAACAAAUUAAUCCAGAAACAUAAUUGGUUUGGAGGAAAAUAUGAAAAUGAAGAAUAUUAUAAUAUUUUUAUGAAUGAUAAUUCAGAUGUUGUAUCAUUCACUUAUUAACUAUGUACAUCAUGAUAUUAUAUGAUACAAAUAAUGUGAAUAGGUUUUUGAACAAAAUACUUAAUGAAAAUGCAUGGUGAAUAUGGUUUUUAAAAUCGUUUACUUGAUUCAUAUGAUACUCAUUGAUUAGAUACUGAUUAAGAAUCAUUGCAUGAACCAUAUCUGUCUAAUCUAAAUUUCUUAUUCAUUGUCAUUUUAUUUUAUUUUUUGCAAAACGGGUUUUACCAUAUUGAGAUAUAUUAAUAUUAUAAUAUUAUGCAUUGUGAUUAAACGCUAUUAAUUUAACUAAUAUUAGAACACAAAUAUUAAGAUGGCUCUCCAGUGGUUCUCAAUCGGUAUACGCAGUGUUGAAUCGUAAUGCAUCUGUAAUAUUCGGUGUAUAAAACUAAAUAAUGACAUAAAAGAAAAAAGGUUUUCAUUAAAAAUUGUGUGAAGACCUCAGUAUAACAGGUUUAAAAAAAGGUUGAAAUCACUGAUCUAGGCUAUAAUCUAAACAUGAACGAACAGAGGACAAAAUCUAGUGAAUUUACUAAUGUAAACAAUGUUCAAUGUUGGUCCUACCAAAUGUCUUACAAAAAUGCUUUUAGAAUUUGUAUUGUAAAAUUACUUUAUAGAACCUAUUAUUGUGAAAUCACGAAGCAUUGUGAUAAUGACAACAGUUACAAAGAAACAACCCAUAAGAAAUACAUGGACAUGAAAUUAUAAUUUUUUUUUUUUGUAUUUUAGUUAUAAUAACUUUAUAACUUGAGUCCAGAUUUUUAUGUUUUUACAUAUUGCGAUUGAGUAUAUACAGUGUAUAUGAGAGUGAAAAAUAUGGAUGAUUCGUUUAAUACAAGAGUACACAGAAAAAAAAUAUAUAUUUUAAAAUAUUUUUAUACAAAUAUAAAAAAAACUAAAUUUAAAAAAUUAUAAUUUCAUGUCCAUGUAUUUCUAAUGAAAUUAACCGUGCUAAGGUUUUGUUUGAAUCAUGAUCAUUAUGCUCUGCGUUAUCAUUAAUAAGGUGUAUUUUUAUGAUUUUUUAUAUUUUAAAGUUUCAAUUAACAUCGAUAUUUCACACUAAAAUCACAUAUUUAAAUAAAAACUUAAAAUGUAUAGAUAUUUUAUUAAGUUAAUUAUAGUUAUAGUAAUAAGUACAAUCAUAAGUAAUAAUAAUAAAAAUAAGAAAUAUAAAAUUAUGAAAAUGUAUUUAUGUAGUUAUACUUAUAAAAUUACUGUUCAAAUUGUUAACUUUCGGAAUUAAUUUCUAAGUGUUUAUAAAUGUUAUCAAUGUUAUGUUUUUAUUUAAAAUAAAAUAAAUAUUAUAUUAUCUUAUAUAGUAACAAUAGUAAACAUGUUUUAAUUUAAAUUUAUUAUUUCAGAGUUAAUAUCAAAGAAUCUUCUGUGGCGAAACUGGGAUCUGUUUGUCGGCGUGUUUAUAGGAUAUUUUCUCACGCUUACUACCAUCAUCAGAAUAUUUACAAUAAAUUUGAGGUAUUAAAAAAAAAAUUAUUUUGUUUUCACGAGUAUAGUUAAAAGUAUAUAAUGAUAUUCAGUAUUGGUAAUUAAAAUUAAGUAUUCGGUUAUAAUCUAAUGUAAAUUAUAUAACAUUACAGAAUGAAACAUAUUUAUGCCAAAGGUUCACAAGAUUUGUGAUAAAAUAUUGUUUAAUGGCAAAAGAAAACCUCAUUGUGCCAAUGCCCGAGGCGAUUAUGCAAGGCAUACACACUGAAGAGGAUGGAACAACAUCGAUUAAAGAGACAUAAGUUGGUUCUCCUUGGUGCCACGAUAUUCACUUUUGUUAAAAGUUUUGCGAGACACUGGCCUAGUAACAUGAUCUGAUACUUUGUCAGCUCCUUGGUAUCUGAAAAUGAAACACUUAAUUUAAUACAUACAAGUAUAGCGAAAUAGGAAAUACAAUUAAGCAUUUAAUGAAUUUAGUUUAUAUUAUUAUUUAUGUUUUUUUUGUAUUUUGUAUAUUAUUUUUUAAAAAAAAAACAACUAACCAAAAUUAUUUUACAUACCUUACGUGAUUAUUAUAGGCUGGUAAAUUAGGGUGAAGAUGAUUUUUGGACAAAAGUAUAUGGAUUGAAGGCAAUCUACGGGUUGUAAUUGUCUUCGAAAUUUCACCAUUAAUCAUCUCUUCUGUAAUCAUUCUUACGCUGAAAACAUAAAUUUAUUAUUAAUAAUAUUAUGUUCUGCAAGAUAAGUUUUACUAAGUUUAUUUUAAAUUAUAAAAUGUAGGUGUAAAAUAUAUAUUGUAAUAAAUUAUUAUUUUCCUAUUUUAAUGUUUAGUGUUAAGAUAUUUAUUUUUUAACAGUGCCAUGCGUGACACAAUUAGUUAAAAUUAAAAUAUAAUAAUAAAUAAAAGUGAACUAUGCUUAACAAAUAAUAACAAUACUAC
Cinara cedri is the source of this 4034-nucleotide messenger RNA. Lineage: Eukaryota; Metazoa; Arthropoda; Insecta; Hemiptera; Aphididae. The record is from the annotation of a GenBank genome assembly.